UCGAUUACCACAGCCGGAGCUCUUGUUGGCUGUGUGUGCCAGUGUGUGCUGUGCUGGGAUAUAUAUUCUCCGAUUAAAUUCUAAAGUAAAGGGGAAAAAGUAUCCGAGCAUAGCGUCAGUAUCCGCACAUGUGUUAAUACUAACAACAAAAAGAUAAAAUUUUAAAAAAAUAUUUUAAAUCUAUAAAAAUGUGAAUUUUUAACCGUGAUAAAUGUGAUAAAAUUUAUUUUUACACCAUACCGCGUUCCCGAUUUGAUUUUCAAAUUUUUAUACUACAAAUUCACAGAGUGGUUGGUUCUUCAUUUAAAUAAACUUCGGUCAGUGACUUGAUAAUUUAACUGCUCCGAUGACUCAAUGAUCUGUUGUACUGUUGAUAGAUCUAAUAAUGAUAGUUAUUAUUAUUUAAACAUUUUAAUAAAUAAAUUAAAUAAAUAGUUAAUAAUUGUUGUGCAUAAUACAGUGGGAGCUUUGGAGUAUUUAUUUAAAUAGUUUCAUAUUUAUCAGUGAUACGGCACUGCACGUGUGUGUACAUAUGUGCAGACUGCAAGGCUUACUGUCACUUGGUCAGUUGUCAUCGGUGCUACUGUUUUUAAAUUCAGUCCUCAGUGCGUCAGAUACUUUAUACAUUUUUAUUUUCAAAAAUUUUUUUAAUAAUUAAAUGGUCAUUUGAUAAUAAACUGUGAGAUUUACUGAUGAUUUGGAAACAAUAAUAAUAAUAUUUCCGGUGGUUUGAAAAGUGAUGGGUGUAGCUGUGUAUUUUUACAAGUUUUAACAAUUUAGUUUUUAAAUUAACACUUUCGUUUGGAGUUAUUUUUUUUUUCUUGCUGGACAAGUACAUAUAUGUAUAUAUAUAUAUAUAUAUAUAGAAUAUAUUACUGGACUGUAGAUGAAGAUAAAAGGAGGGGCAUUUGGUUGCUAUACUGGAGCAGAGACAGAGAGAAAAUCUAGUACAGUUGGUAGUUGAAUUAAUGAGAACAGGAAGUGAUUGAGGGUACUUGUUAAAUGUAAUCCUGCUGAAUAAAGUUGCUCACUGUUCCUGUAAUACUCAACUUUCAUUUAAUGAAAAAAAAAAAAAUAAAGUUUAUUAAUAACUGAAGAAAUUCAGUACUAAGGCAGCUUGAGAGUAAUUUAUUAUUUAUUCAAAUGAUCUAAAGGUUUAACAAAUAAAAGUUUAAGAUGUACCGGAUAUCCUAUUGAUAAACCAGUAUCUGGAUAUAAAAAGUCUAUAAAAUCAUAUAAGGAAGAAAAGGGAAUAAAGUUAAUAAUUAUACUUAUUUAAAAAUAUAAAUGGAAAAGAAAAAAUGUUACGACUUCCUGGACGGUCAAGGAUAAAUUGAAUAAUUAUUUUUAGGCAUACGAAACUAAUUUGGUUCUAAAACAGUCCAACAGCUGCCCCGCAAAACUCGAGAGGGGAAUAACUAAAAUGUCGAGACCAAUAAUAAUGAUAACUCAAGGUUCUCAACCAAAACCUUUUAAUGUUUUUAUUUUAUUUACAUUUUUUAUUGUUAUUUUUUCUAUUAUUUCUCGAGUUAAAGCUCAAAAUGAUAAUUUCGAGACAACGACAUCCAUCACUAAUUAUGAUACUGAUGAUGGAAAAGUUCCAAGUACACCAUUGAGAUUAACAGCCUAUGGGAUUAAUUCAUCGUCCGUAGAGUUGUCAUGGUCAGAACCUAAACAUAAAAAUGGAAUAAUCCUUGGCUACAGAGUAUUUUACAUGCACUCAAAUUUUACGGAAGUUAAAACACUAAAAAAGAACAACGAAACUAUUGAUUUUCUUCUCAAUGAUUUGAAACCAAUGACUGAAUACAAAAUAUGGGUUAAGGCAUUUACAUGGAAGAAUGAGGGCGAACCGUCUGAUCAUAUUAUACAAAAGACUGAUGUUGCAGGACCAACUGCACCUGUAAUACUUAAUCUAACUUGCCAAGCUCACGACGCUAUUUACGUCUACUGGGCACGUCCUGAGACCUUUUGGAAUUCCAUUGACUAUUAUUACAUAAUGUAUCGUAAUGAUCAGUAUAAAAAAUAUGAUGAAAUUGAAAUUCCUACUACCAAAGAGCAUCUCAAUAGUGGGAUAAUAAUACCAAAUCUUACUAUGAAUACAAUUUACGAAAUAAUGGUCUGUGCUGGUACAAAUAGCACAAUAAAUCCGCAUCACGUAGUCCGAGGUAAUUGUAGUCAACCAAAAACGCAACGAGUGGCACGUAAUUGUGAUAAAACACCACCACUAAUGCGUCGGAGCUCUGAAGAAUUGAGUACUGGUGUAAUUGCUGGUAUGAUUUGUGUUUGUAUCGCGGUAAUGUUGGCCAUUACAGCUUUGAUAUUAUGGAGGCGUGUUUUUAGAAAAUGUUUCCAGACAACCUAUUGCUUUUUGGAUUAUCCACCGCGGAAUGUACAAACACACCAGGAAUGGGAAAAUAGCAAACAAGAUGGUGAAAGGACGGCUGUUCCUGUAUCACAAUAUGUCCAACAUGUAGCAGCAUUACAUGCCGAUGGUGACAUUGGUUUUAGUAAAGAAUUUGAAUUAUUUCCAAAAGAAACAGAACUUUAUAUAGCCGACAAUUCUAAAUCCGCUGAAAAUCAGUCGAAAAAUCGUUAUGGAAAUAUUAUUGCAUAUGAUCAUUCGCGAGUAAGAUUGUUGCCAUGCAAUGGAAGUCCAUCAAAUAAAGGACAAGAUUAUAUAAAUGCAAAUUAUAUUGAUGGAUGGCAACGUGCACGUGCAUAUAUCGGCACCCAAGGACCAUUGCCUGGAACGAUUGACAGCUUUUGGCGAAUGGUAUGGGAGCAACGUGUAUCGAUAAUCGUUAUGAUAACAAAUUUAGUUGAACGUGGCAGACCUAAAUGCGAUAUGUACUGGCCUAAGGAGGGUACCGAGACCUACGGCAAUGUCCAGGUAACAUUAAUUAAGGAAGACGUUAUGGCAACAUAUACAAUACGUACACUGCACAUCAGACAUAUGAAGAUUAAGAAAAAGAAGAAUGGUAGUAAUGUUGGCGAACGUACAGUGUACCAGUAUCAUUAUACCGGUUGGCCAGAUCAUGGUGUGCCUGAUCAUCCGCUGCCUGUAUUAAGUUUCAUUAGAAAAUCGUCAAGUGCUAAUCCACCAUCAGCUGGACCGAUUAUUGUUCACUGCAGUGCUGGUGUUGGACGUACUGGUGCUUACAUUGUAAUCGAUGCAAUGCUUAAACAAGCUAAAUGUAAAGGCGAAAUAAAUGUAUAUGGUUUUUUGAAACAUAUACGUACCCAACGUUACUCAUUAGUACAAACAGAGGAGCAGUAUAUAUUUAUUCACGACGCACUACAAGAAGCUAUUGACAGCGGUGAGACAAACACACCAAUUGAUAACUUAUUGCAGCAUGUACAGGACAUGCUAUCGCCGCAAAAUAAUAAAACUGAUCCGUGGAAUAACAUUGAGAUGCAGUAUAAACUAGUAACCUCGUGGAAGCCUAAAGAUUUUAAUUUAGUGUCAUCAAGUAAAUCAUUUAAUCAACACAAAAAUCGAAAUCAAGAAAUAGUACCUAUUGAAAAUUCACGUGUACAUUUAACACCUAAAGCUGGUAUUGAUGGAAGUGAUUAUAUAAAUGCAACGUGGUUCGCUGGUUUUCAUAAAAACCGUGAAUUUAUUUUGACGCAGCAUCCGUUAAAGACAACAAUAAAAGAAUUUUGGCAAAUGCUCUGGGAUCACAAUGCGAAAACUAUUGUUAUGUUGACGCAAUGCGACGACAAUGAGUAUCCAGAAUUUUGGCCGAACGAGGGCGAAGAAUUGAAAACAGACAACUUUCGCGUACAAUUAUGCGCUAUUAAAAAAACUGUCAGUGGUGUUGUCUUGAGAGAAGUUGUUAUACGUUCGCUUCAGGAUGAUUAUGAAUUAAGUGCACGUAUUGUACAAGGACCUGUUAAUCAUAAUGGCUUGUGGCCGCACAAUGACAAUCCCAAGGCAUUUGUUUCUAUGAUUCAAGAUUUUCAUAAAGAAUAUCAGAAUGGACCCAUUGUUGUUAUGGAUAGGUAUGGUGGUAUUGAAGCAGCGUUAUUUAUUUUGUUAACGACACUGAUGAAACAAAUAGAGUUUGAAAAAAGUGCCGAUAUUUAUAUGUUUUCAAAAUUGUUGUAUAUGAAGAGACCUGGAAUAUUCAGAUCAAAGGAGGAUUAUGUACUGGUAUAUAAAUGUUUAGAGUCAGUAUUGACAUCAAAAACACGUGUCGAGCCGGAUUUAUACACGAUGACGAACGGUCAUGUGAACUGUAUAAAUCCAAACGAUGGAAAUAAUUUUAAAACAACAACAAUAGUCCCAACAGUAGGUGAACAACAUAUUGUAGGACAAUUACCAGUAAAAAAUGUUGUUGGUAUUCAUGAGUACGCAUCGGUUGAAAUGCCCGUGGAAUAUGCAACAGAUUAUGUUAAUAAUCAAAACCAUCUGAGUCAUAUCAACAGCGAGCGUGGAUGUCCGACAAUUGAUGGCUGCGCAGAUUACGGCGAUCAUCAUAUAUUAACAGACAAUGCCGGAUUACCGGUCCGUAAUCAAAAUUAUGUCAAUCAUCCGGGUGUAGUUGGAGGUGUUGCUGCUGGUGUACCUAUAGAUCCAAAUGGUUAUAUUACAAAUGGUAAUAUGCGGAUUCCACCUGAAGGUAUGGAAUCAACAUGUGCUAUUAUUCCUCAAUGAUGGAGGCAUUCCGCGUCUCACGCUCAAAAUAUAACACCCUCUGAUGGUACUUUGUUGGAGCAUCCAGUCAAUUUAUAUAAUAAUUCGAUAAAUUUAAAUUCAAACACGAAUAACCCAAUAGCAAUUAAUAAUGAUUGCACUAAUCAGUUUGGGUAUAGUUGGCACGGUUACUAUACAACAAUGAGAGUAACUCAUAAGAAAAAUAACGUUGCUAUGACUGGUCAAUCGCGUUUUGAUUUUGGCGAAUGUAUCUAGACAGAUAAACGUAUUUAGUAUUUAAUAAUACACUAAAUAUAUCGGUCUAAUUCGCCUAAAAAUAAAUUAGAUAAUUAAUAUCCAACAGUACGUAUUGAAGCCAUCCACUAGUCUCUUGAAAAAAUUAUUGAAUCAAGUUUGUGUCUUUUAAAGAGAAAUUAUAAAUGCUUUAUUCUGUAAAUAAAUUACGGACCAUCUGUUAAAAAAAAAGAAAAAAAACCAGUUGCCAAAGAUAUUAGGUAAAUGAUUAUUAACAAAAUUAUGUCAUAUGAUAUUAUAUUAUUAUUAUUUUUUUUUAUUAUUAUUAUUAUUAUUAUUAUUAUUGUGAAAUUAGAGAGCUGUAAAUAAGCGUGUAUGAUAAUAUUUUCUAUUUUUAUUUUAAUUACUAAUUAUUAGUUUUAUUUUUUUAUAAAUUAUCAAACUCCUGUGCCAGUGCCCUCUCUUGUUCAGCCAUUCGAUUUAUUUACAUUUUUUAUUAAUUUAAUACUUUUUUUCUUACUCCUAUUUACUAAUGCCAUAGCAGUAUAAUUUUCAGGUUAUAAAACAUAGUUUAACAUCGGAAUCGCUCGGUAAUUAUCGUAUAAGUUCGGCUGCCAAUCAGCAGACGAGUUUACUAACGAAAUAACAUAUUAAUUUCCGAACUUUUAACCAACAAAUAUUUUAAACCGCAAAAAUUGUAUUAACAGGGUUUACAAUCUAAAAUAUUUAAUAAAAAAAAAUACUAAUAAUAACAGUAUUUAAAUUUAAUUAAUGAUUGUUUCUUCCAAACCGUAAACAUUUCAUCAAAAAAAGACAUUUAACUAAAUAUUUUAAAUCAAUAAUAAUUUACAUUCAUUUUUUUUUUUUUUAUUAAUAUAUACAAUAAUAUUUAAUUUAUAAAAUGAAUCAUUAGUUUAUUAGAUAUUCCAAUCACAGGCCGAUAAAGGGCAUCUUCAAAAGACUGAAAAAAUAAAUAAUCGUUUUAUACGCAUUAUUAUAAUCAGAGUUUUAAAUGAUAAUUAGAAAUUCAAUUACUUAUGCAGAGGGACUGGGUAAUGCAAUUUUUUAUUCGUGAUAUUUAAAGAAAUGAUAAAAAAAAUAUAUUUAAAAAAUCAUCAACGAGUAAUUAAUAUUAUCUGUCCAUUGUACGUAUUCGAAUUUCCACGACGUAAAAAUAUAAAAAAAAAAAAACGUAAAUUUUGAUUUGAAAUUAUAAAUAUAGUAGCAAGUAUAGAUAAAUAUAACGAUUUAAAUAUUAAAAUAAAUGUUUUGUCGAAAUGUUUGAUAAUAUUUAAGAUAAAAAUAAAAUUAUAAAUAUGAUUGUUGUGUAUGAAUCACAAUCGUAACGAUUGUUUUGUUGAAUGUCCUAAUCCUGAUAACCGUUGAUUGUUAGAAAGUAUAUAUAAAUUAAAUAUAUAUAUAAAUAUAAAUAUAUAAAAUAGUAUUUAUGAUUAAAUAUAAUUGAAUAGUAUAAUAAAUAUGUUCUGUCAUGCGAUGCUUGUAUUAUAAAUGUCAUAUAACUAAAAAUCAAUCGGAGUUUACUCGUAAUCAAUAUUUAAAUUAAAUACAAAAUUGAAAUAAUAACAAGUAGUUGAAUUUAUGUAUACGUUAUAAUAAUCCGUGUAAAUGUAGAUUGAAUGUCCAUUAAUUACGUAUUUAUGCACGCGCAUAUUCAUUGUUUGAUAUAUUCUGCUGCCGAAGUAUUGUAGAAAAAAAAAAUUACUCCACUUUGGCAAUUAACAAUCUGCCAAUUUUUUAAAUUAUUAUAUUUUAUAAUAAUAAUUACCAUUUCUCAACGAAAUUUGAUUACUUGAAGUUGAGAUUGAAUUUUUUUCUUAAUAAGAUUAGAAUUUCAAAAUUUUUAUUUUGAAAGAAAUAAAAAUAAUCAAAACAUUUUGGCAAAAUUCAAAAUUAAUUAAUACUGACUUAUUGAGCGAGAAGUUUUUAUGAUAAAAAAAGACAUAAAUGUUUUAAAUAUUAAUGAUAAAUAAUUAUGAUACUCGAUAGAAAAAUAUAUUUCAUUGGAAAUUAAUAUAAAAAUAAAGCACACAUGCUAACAUUUCCAUAAUCCAGUUGACACAUUCCGUAACGUGUGUUUUUAAUUAUAAUAUUACCAUGUGUAUGCAUAAAUAUAUAUUGAUAUUAAUGUAUAUACUAAGGAAUUUAUAAAACGACGUACAUAGAUGUGAAUAGAUAUAAUUAAUAUAUAUAUAUAAAUAAAUAUAUAAAUAUAUAUAUUAGAUUCUAGUCAGCAUACUGUCUGUGGAAUGGCACACGCUUGCACCAUAUAUGAAAAAAAAAUUAAAUAAAUGAUAAUGAUAAUGAUAAAAAUGAAAACACUGAUAUUAUAACAAUCGAUAAUAUUAAAUAUAUAUUAUAUAUGAGACUGAAGUCGAUUUAUCUUUCCGUUGUAAUACCAAUUUAAAAGUAGAGAAACGCAACAAAAAUUGUAAUGAUUGAAGAAAAAAAAUCUUUAGCAUGCGCCGUUUUAAUGAUGAUAAUUAUUGAGUUUUAAUUUUAUCUGUUGAUUGAGAUGGUAGAAUUUAUGAGAUUACGUAUCACGAAAUUUUCAUCAAUCGGUUAUCUUAAAGCGAUAAUUGAUAUUAAUAAAUCUAAAUAUGAAUAUAUUUAUAGAUGUUACACUGCACAAUUUAUCUGUUCGAUAAUUAUUUUAUCAAUCUAAUAAUUAGAAAUUAUCAUGAUACAACUGCAUGAUUACUAAAUGAUAAAUAUAUAACUAUUUUAAUUAAAUAGUAUCGAUAUAUUUAUUGCACUGCCUCCACCUGUAAUUUAAAUGUCAAAUAAUAAUUCAGUGAAAAAAAAAAUUCAAGGUCGCUCGAAAUUUUUUAUUCAAAUUCAAAAUUCAAAAUUUAUAAUUGUUUUGUAAAAAUAUUUAUUUAAAAUUUUUUCUGCUGUUAUAUUUUUUUAUCAUACUGUAUUGACCAACUAAUAAUAUAAGCUAACAUAUAUAUUGCACAAAAAAAAUACACAAAAAUAAAUUGUAAAGGACAGGAAAAUGCAUUUGAAAUUUGAUUGUGCCAUUGAAUUUUGAAUAUCUAUCUAAUUUGAUUGAACAUUAUUGUAAUUCAGCAACGUAAAAAUAUAAUACUUAUGACUAUAAUUUACCGUAUUUAUAUAAUCGAAACUUGAUGUAAAAGAUUUUUAUGAUUCCGUAAUAGUUUGUAAUAUUAAAAAUCAUAAGUAUAAUUAUUGAAACGCAUAGAUUUAAUAACUAACGUUAGAUAACAAUAAUGCGUAAUAAAUAUACGAUGAAUUUUUGUAUAACUCAAGCAUAAAGAUGUUUAUUUGAACAUCAACAGGCCAAAUAAUUAACUGCGUAAGUUUAAGUAACGUCACUUGAUUUGACUUUGGUUUAAACAUUCUUAUUUAAUACAUUCGUCAUUCCAAGCAGUAAUUGUAAAUAGCCAUUGUAAAUAUCAUUAUUUAUAAAUUGUAUAAGUAUAUCUAUAAAAACUCAGAUAUUAAUAAAUUAAUAUUUAAAUUUAAAUAUAAUGAUUUGUAACGAAAUAUUUCACGUGCAGUUAAAUAAAGAUAGAAUGAUAUAAAUAUUAUAACUGUGUCGGA
Molecule: messenger RNA, 8476 nt
Organism: Microplitis demolitor
Lineage: Eukaryota; Metazoa; Arthropoda; Insecta; Hymenoptera; Braconidae
Product: tyrosine-protein phosphatase 99A
Exons: 8
Coding region: 1424-4657 (1077 amino acids)
Biological process (GO): protein dephosphorylation
Molecular function (GO): protein binding; protein tyrosine phosphatase activity
Source: RefSeq, a predicted model, not a curated record